This is a messenger RNA of Camelina sativa (false flax), 685 nucleotides long. RefSeq names its product short-chain dehydrogenase reductase 2a. The record is from RefSeq and is a predicted model, not a curated record. Lineage: Eukaryota; Viridiplantae; Streptophyta; Magnoliopsida; Brassicales; Brassicaceae. Gene Ontology annotation, molecular function: oxidoreductase activity, acting on the CH-OH group of donors, NAD or NADP as acceptor.
GGAGUUCUCGGCGACCAGAAGAAACACAAAAGCAUAUUAGACUUCGACGCGGACGAGUUCGACACCGUGAUGCGUGUGAACGUGCGAGGAACAGGGCUCGGCAUGAAACACGCGGCACGUGUCAUGGUCGAGAGAGGGUUCAGAGGCUGCAUAAUCUCCACCGCUAGUGUGGCAGGUGUGAUGGGUGGUAUGGGACCACACGCUUACACGGCCUCGAAACAUGCCAUAGUUGGUUUGACCAAGAACGCAGCGUGUGAGCUAGGCAAGUAUGGGAUUAGGGUUAAUUGUAUAUCUCCGUUUGGUGUUGCCACGUCGAUGCUGGUGAACGCGUGGUGUAAGACGAGUGGUGGUGACGUGGAUGGGGAUGAUGUGGAGGAGAUGGAGGAGUUUGUGAGGAGUAUGGCUAAUUUGAAAGGAGAGACAUUGAGAGCGACUGAUAUAGCUGAGGCUGCGUUGUAUCUGGCAAGUGAUGAGUCCAAGUAUGUUAAUGGACAUAACCUUGUCGUUGACGGUGGUGUUACGACUGCGAGAAACUGUGUUGGUUUGUGAUGAAAUGUGUGUGUGUUUUUAAUUCUCUAAUUGCACUGUUAAUUAAGUGGAUUUGGUAGUAAAUCUUUGUGUUAUCUUUUUUUUUUUUUUGUUGGAAUAGUUGGUGAAUGAAUAAAACAAUGGUUUUAUUUGUAGA